AUGUCUCGGGAAAGUAAAGCAAAGCAAGCCGCACACAGAGGGAGAGUGAUACUAACCAGAACGAGAGGUGUACCAUGGAGACAAGCCCCCACCCAAAAGUGGGCCAGGGACAGGGUUGGAGUUCGCCUGCCACUGAGGCCGAGCUAGCAGAGCCUCACCUGCAGAAGUCCAUCACAUCUCUCGCAAAGAGGACGGGGCACCUGUAACCAGCACCGAUGUCCGGCCUUAACCUUCCUCGCUGGGGGGUGUGCUCGGCUCUCUGUGCCUUCACGGUGCUCCUUUCGGGAGCUACGGCCGACCAGGUCAACGCCACCACGCCGCGCAAUGGCGGCGGCGCCCAGUGUGGAGAGUACACCAACCAGGUGUUGGAGGACGGCAUGUGCCGACUGGUUGCCACACUGCCCCAGCUGGACGAGCAGAGGUGCCCCGACAUGUUCCGCUGCACGGACGAGGUGUCCUACUGGCUGCACGAGAACGAGGAGAGGAAGCAGCAGAUCGUGGCCUUGAAGGAGACCAUCUCGGAGCUGCAGGAGGAGCUGAGGAACCACCGGCAUCGCCUCAAGGUCUUCGAGCUGCAGCAUGAAGACCACAGCCAUUUUAACGCCACCUUGGAGCGACGUUUUCACGACUUGGAGGUGCACUACGCCGAGGCCAGCACCUUGCUGCAUCUGCAGGGCACCCUCAUCCUAAACCUGCAGAAUGAAGUUCACAAUCUCACCCUACUGGUGGAGAGAGUUCAGAAGAGUCCUGGCUGUUUGAUCAACAUCGUCCGUCCCAACCCCCUCAUGAGCUCCCACGAGGCCUUGCAUCCAGAAAUCCAGCACAUGAGGAACUGCCCUAUAGACUGUGCAUCCAUCUACUACAAUGGAGUGAGGAGGUCAGGCCUGUACACUGUGGUGCCAUCGCUAGCAGGCAUGCCUGUGCAGGUCUACUGUGAUAUGGACACAGACGGUGGCGGUUGGACAGUGAUCCAGCGACGGGUGGACGGCUCCGUGAGCUUCGACCGCAGCUGGAGGGAGUACAGGCACGGCUUCGGCGACCUGCACUCCGAGUUCUGGCUGGGUAACGACUACAUCCACGACCUGAGCACCCAGGGGGACUACAGCCUCCGCAUAGACCUGGAGGACUGGAGCAACAAGCACAAGCAUGCAGUGUAUCAGAGCUUCAGUGUAGAAGAUGAGGAGCAUCAGUACCGUCUCCACGUGUCGGGCUUCAGCGGCACCGUGCAGGACUCGUUCGGGUGGUACCACGACAAGCAGAGUUUCAGCACGCCCGACAGUGGUGACAUCUGUGCUGAGAUCUCCCAUGGCGGAUGGUGGUAUAGUCAGUGUUUCUAUGCUCAUCUUAAUGGAGUCUACUACAGGGGAGGCCAUUACACACCUAACGGCCGAGGCCACCUGGGUCCUGAUGGGAUAGUCUGGCACUCGUGGAGAGACUCCGACUAUUAUUCGCUUCGCAAAGUCAGCAUGAUGAUCCGACCACGCACCUUCCGGAAGCGUUUGUCUCCCUGAGCCUCCGUCACCAUGACACCUGUUGAUGUACGGUAAUGCAGAUCUCAAUAGACCAGCUGUGGACUAUUUUUGUACUGCAUCUUUUUGGAAACCAUACACUUUUACAUUGUUUCUGGGUGAUUUUCCAUGUCAGCGGCAUGGAAAUGGAGCGUGUUUUGUACUCUUGUUUUGUACCUCUAGAUAGCUGCGCUUUUUCGGAAAUAUUUAUUAGCAAAUAGAAAAAAAACACAGAUCCAAAUAAACGAUUUAACAUUCAAAUUGAACACUACUAAUAAUAAAAGAGAGGAACUGAAAUAAUGAUAUGUGAAUAUAAUUUUUAAAAGUAAAUUACUGUAGGAGACAGAUUUAGGUCGCUGUCCGCAGAGGUGUGAAGGGCGUGGUCACGUGGUCAUUGGUGGGUGUGUGCGGAAGUAUAAGGGCGCACACUCGUCACCGGGGAGGAGGAGCAAAGAGGAACGGCUAGGAAGCCGUGUUUUUGUUGAUUGCUUUUUUUAUACGCUAUUAUAUAGCAUAUUCUACCAUCACACUCAUAUCCUCAGUUUGCCACCCUGGUCUCAGCAAUAAAUCAAUCACACGAAACGCUUCAUGGAGUUCAGCGUCUCUGUCAUGCGCGUCACAAACGCGAGGACCAUGCCUCCGCCGCUCACUUGCAGUUGGCUACGUGGCUAUUCUUAUUUUCUAAAAGUCAAGCAUGUUAUGCAUUUUGAGCGUCAUUAUACAAUAAAUUACAGAAUGAAAGAGUACUGCGGGUGAUGACAUGAGCCCACAAAAACAAAAAUAAGUUUCUACGUGAAUAUGGUCACUAUAUUAGGUAACCCACAACAGUAUACAUGUAAUGAUGUUAAAUACAGUGCCUUUACAAACAAUGUGUUUCUUAUUGUAGUUAAUUAUAGUUGGCAGUUUUACUGAACUGCAUGACAGGCAAAUCUAGGACUCGGUUUGAUUUUUUUCUCGGAUUUGAACUUUACGUGUGCUCAGAACAGAUUCUCAAACUGUGGUACGCGUGCCACUGGCGGUACACGGGCUCCAAAUCGUGAGUCUGUUUGUAGCUCAUGAUUGGCUCCUGUCAAGUAAAGAGUUGACUGGUCCUCACGGACUCGUGCACGCCACAAUAUGCCACUCUAUGACGUGGACACGUGUGGCAUGUACACUGGUGCGGCUUAUAUAAGAACAAAUCUGGUUUUUCCUCUAAAUUUAGUGGGUUGCGGGAAUCUACUGGACCAAAAUGGAGGUGGUACAUGGUGUAAAUUUAACACUUUUUGACCCUCAAGGGCCGCUGUAUCCGACAUGGAACAUCAAGAGACCGCCUGCAUCUAUGUGAAUGCACUCUGGGACUUGUAGUAUGGUUACAUGGCUGUUGCAUAAUAACUACUUGCAUUACAGUUGAUUUGCUAACAAUGCACAUGAUGUUACAUGAAUAGCUCCCGAGUACAGUGUCUCUUCUUGAAAGGAUUUCACACCAAGUCAAUUGCUGUGGACGUCACUAUCCAGCUGCACCUGAAGCCAAAGCCUCGUGCAGGCUUAAAAGGACCUCUUUCACUACCCCCCACCUCACUUACAAGACUACACAGACCCCCUCUUUGACCCUUUGCACACUCAUUCUCAUUCCUAAUCCAUCUCCAAUGCAAGAAUCUGCUGUGCGGCGCAUAAGGGCCUCACUGUGUUUGCACACGAGAGAACAAGACAAGGAUUCUUCCAUACAACAAAGAAGGAAGUACAAAUUCAUUGUUAAAUAAAUCAAAAUGUGCUGUUGCUCCUCAAGCUUUUAUACGGUAAAAUCUGAGACGACAAACACUUGAUAGAAUAGCGUGUAUAUUUAUUAUUUAUAUGUACACUCACCAGACACUUCAUGAGGCACACAUGUACAAAUAAAGAGCCUUCACACAAUGAACUCUGCCUUUGCAAAGACAAUAGCGCACGGUUUGGAUUGAACCUUCUAACAUUUCUUAAACAGCAACUGUGGUAAUAUCUUUGCAACGGGUCAUUGUACACCUGCACCUGCGCCCGUGAUGCCAGCCAGCAUGCUCAUUAAAUAGUUAUAUAGGUAUUAUACAUCUACUAUAUUUGGGUAUCACGUGAUAGUAAAACAAAAGUGAACAAAACGAAUGAUUGAAAGCAAAAACAAACAAAACUGCAUACGUGAUGUGAUCUGUAGCUCCGCCCCCUUAAACUUUGCUGUUAUUCUUGAAGCAGCGGUUUCUCCUUCAUAUAAAAACUUUUUUUUUUUCAUUUUCUCCUGAAAUGUAAACGAAUGCAGAAAUAGAAGGGAACCAAAUAAGGCACGUGGGUACAACAGGAAGGGGCGGGGCUUCCUGUUUGCAAAGAGGAAGUGCAGGAAGAAAGAAGGCACGGGACACAAACGCUUCCUUAGAGGGACGCUCCACGGUCAUUAGUGACAAUAUCUACCAAACAUUGGCAUGAAAAGGCCGCGGCCACAGUGAAUGACUAUGUCAAUGCUGCGUCCAAAAUAGCAUUAAAUGUGACCCCAACUACUCUAACCUUCAAUUUGCUUGUCUUUACAGAAACUUUCAUUUGUGUAAACUGCGGUUUGCGUGUUUUGUUCCCGUCUCUUAAAAAGAGGAAGAGUUGCGUGUCAUCAUCCGCAAUCACUGCUGCGGGUUUAAAGUGUCAUAAAGGUAAGAGAAAUUUUCAUUAAAAAAGAUGAAGAAGAAAGUUGGAAAACAAGCAGUUAAGUGACAACAUUUGGGAUGUGGAGCUCUUUUCGUCGCUUGUGGACUGUUGCCUUCACAUUGUAGUGAACUGACUGUGAGCUUGUCUCAGCUUUGCAGCAAUCUGCGGGUUUAAAGAAGAGAAGCCGGGAUUUUAGGCAAGCAAAGGCAACCAUUUUCAUAACGGUCAUUCUUCUUAAGCGACAACACUGUAGGAAUGAACCUUGCAUAUUCAGUCGUCCCUCGCCAUUUCACAGAGGUGGGAGAAAGUCAGUGUUUUGCAAGUCACAAGUCUUUAAUCCCAACUCUCGAGUCACGUCUCAAGUCAAGACAUGCACGUCCGAGUCAAGACACGACAGGCUGAGUCAAGUUGGAAGUCACAGGCUUGACAUUUCAAGUCAUAAGCGCUGUUAAGUGUACCAAAUAAAAGCCAAGACUUUGGCUUUUGCAAAUGCUAAUGAAGUUAUCCUGGGUUGCACGUUGACGCAUCCCGAUGUCAAUCACUGCCACUCUCCAGAAAUACUGUAUAAGCCACACCCUUGUUGUUUGCUCUGAAACCUGAUUGGAUGUUAAUAGAUGCAUUCAAUGAGGCAAAUUCUGUGGGAAAAUGUGGUGUCUUGCUUGAAAUGACAUAACUAGUUUAUCAUAAUAAUAUACUGAAUAAUAACACUUUGAAUGGGGGCACAUUUUACUUACGGUAACACACUAACUGAAAACCUCAAGUACUUAAAGUCAUCACACUAAAGUCCAUGUCAAUCCCGAGUCAUUGGCGAUGGCAAGUGUUCGAUGAUAUUGUCAUCACGAGUCCACACCUCUGCCACUUUGCGCUUCAAAUGUCUAAAAUAUGAAUAAAUCAUGCUGUUUCCUGGCUGAAUGCUGCCUAUUAGUCAAAGAAUAUGCAUAUUUUAGUAUAUUUGACAUGUUUUUUGCUUUAAGCGUUUUCAAGCAUAUAAAUGAAGUAAAAUACAAAUAUGAGGCAUUCAGAAGACGCAUACAAAGACGUGAUGCGAUGUAGUAUUCUCCACUGGUCACUAGGUGUCGGUAAUGUUACUGUAAUGUUCGGUGAGACACACAAGCACCAGACUCGAUCGCCGGAACAACAGGCUUUUACUGUGAAUUAUCUCACAGCUACAGCUACACUAAUCCCCAACUCGAGCUACUGUUGCAGCUCUAACACACGUGGAGCUAAAACUCAAUUCUGAACCCCCCCCACGCCACUUCCUGUCCCCUAACACCGAAACACAUUUAUAGCAAUACAGUCGAGUAUGAAAUUUAUUUUGAUAUUAUUAUUUAUUUUAAUAUUAUUUAAUUGCUUAUUUUCUGUUAUUAUGUCUGCUAUUUAUUGGGUAAUAGGAGUGUAAAGGUGGCUAUAGGGGUGUUAUUUCAUGUCUAGAGGGCUCUAAUAAUGUUAAAAACCAUAUUUAGAAGGUCGUAAAUAGGUUUUCUAUGCUCCAAAUAUGAAAAUAUUCCAUAUAUGCUUAUGUAGCAGUAUAUAUUUUUACGAUCCACAGAAAAUUUGUCAACUCAGCCAUUAUUGUCUAAACAUCUGGCAACACAAGUGACUAGCAAGAUCAUUGUGUUAUGCGUAGAGUCAAGCAUGUUAAUGCCAACAUCAUUGUCGGGGUCUGCAUGAGUGCUGCCUGCACUGGGGAGUUACGGUUCAUUGAGGGAAAAGGUGAAUUCCAUAGCCAAGAGGAUUAAGGCAUUGCUGUGCAGCAAUGAUGCUCCCACUUGGGACAGGGGGACUCACUUGUGUUGCCAGCUAUUGAGACAAUAAAGCUUGUGUGUUGAUUCAUUUACAUGCUAGAUCAGGUGUACACUGACGACUCUCCAGUCUUGUCCGUUGAGAAGAUACAAUAAAAUGCUCCCCUGGAGGGUGUGCUGCAUUUAAGGUGAAAGAUGGUGGACAAAAUGUCUUCUUUUUUUUUUUUACCGUCUCGUAAAACUUGACUUGCUCUUCCAGGUACAACUGCAUGACGCGGUUGUAGUCGUAGAUACGGUUGCUAUGGAAGUGGUUCAUCUCAGCUGAGGGGAGAGAAAAAGGCGACAAGACGUUAGAUGAAUCAACUCGCCAAGUCGAUUGACUGAGGAGUCGCGCUGUACCUUGCAAUGCGUAAGACAUGGUGCUGACUCGUUUCGCCAUGGUGACCUUUUCCUGAGGGGUUAUUUUACUGGUUGCCACCAACUUGUCGCCUUCCUUCACUUUGUCAAUGGCCGCCUGCGUCAUUUGAUAAAGACAUGUUGUUUUAGCGCGAGCCUCAGCUGGGAUGUUCAUUGCAAGGCAUGAUGUCAUAACACACACAGGUGAUGUGCACGCGUUGCGUUUGCUAAUCUAGCUUUUGUUUGACAUAAUUACACGUAAUUUGACGUAAUUACACUCCAAUGCUGUAGGGGGAGCCCUUGAGCAAAAACAAAAAACAUUGCUGUCUGUAUCUCCAAAUUUUCUCAAUACACGAUUUAGUUGGACAGUGAUGUCAUGUUUUCAAAUGUCGGUGAGGCAGGACAAUGGGGAAACAGUCCAAAUAAAUAAAUUGGCAGGUGGCGGAUAGGUCAAGAAAGUUGUUGUUUGUGUUCAAAAUAAGUUGAAAAGUUCUGAAUGGAUUUGGGUGAAAUUUUCAGGAAUCGUCAGAAAUGGGAUAUGGAAGAACUGAUUACAUUUUGGGGGUGAUCCAGAUCACCGUCUGGAUCCAGGAAUUUUUUUAAAGGAUUCUUUAACAUUGCGUGAUAGGACCAUUUUCACCAUUUGUGCGUUUAACUCCACAAAAAAUGGAAAACUUGGGAAAAAAAUACAGGACGAGUUUCCAGCAGGUUCUACAGAAUAUCAAAGACUGAUCCAAAAAAUGUAGGAUUAUUAUGUUGGUGUGAAUCACAAUAUGGGGGGGAACUAUGGCGCUUGGCGGAGGUCUCUAGUUUUUGUAUGUUAAUGCAGCAAAACACGUCAUUUUCAACUCAUUUACUUUCUUUGCUUGAACAAUGCAGGACGUGAUCUUUGAGUGUGUAUAACGCAAUUGUAGGGAAAGCCAUGAGCAAAGGAAAUAACAACUUGCAGCACGCAACACAUUGUAAAAAUAAAUUUAAACCAAAAAACCCCCAGCAAAAAUAGGGAAAUAGUGCCAAAAAGCACAAUGUCAACAGAAAAUGAUGAAAUGUUGAUACUACUACUGCCAAAUAAAUAAUAAAAUAAAUGAAUUGAAAUAAACAAAAUAAAAAAAAUAUAUAUUGAUAUAAACUUAAAGUAUUUUAAAGACAAAAAAAUGUAUGUACCUUUUUUUCCAGCCUUUUAAUAUAUAUAAAAUAUCUUAAGUGCCCCCACCCAACAUGACAGACUCCAUGUCUACUCGUGUACCUUAUGGACUCCGAUGGUAUCCGGGAAGCAUCCAAGCAGACCUUUAUACUCGUUGUUAGUCUCCAUGAGGAAGUGGAGGUCUUUCUUGGGCUGGCAAGAGGAAAUACACACACAGAUAUGAAUGUGAACGUAAACAGGAAAAAAAAAAAAAAAGAUUACAAGCUAAAGAAAGAGCACUGUUGCAUUUAAUGAAUCACUACAGGACUCUAACAAGGAAGUAGCACACUUCUGACUCGUAAGGGAAAGCUACGUACAAAAAAAAAAGGUCAGGAUAUAGCAGUUCUCAAACCACCUUUAUGCCUAACAAAGCGUGUCACUGGACUACAAGUCUUACCAGACCAAUCCUGCUUACGGAUGCCGCAGGGACAGAAAAACAAAAGGCAUGUUUCAUAACAUGCGAGUGAUAUUUAUAAACUAGCUCUGCUGUUUUUAAGGAACAACUGCAAAAAUGCUCGUCAAAGAUCCCCUUUGUGACAAGUUUCAAACUGAACUUGCGGGCCGGUCGGAUGUCAUUUAUGGGACGGAUUUGGCCCCAAGGGCUGCCAGUUGAGUAACCCUGGUCUAUUCUGUUUGCCCUAAGCGUCUUCCUGUGCAGAGAACACCAGAAGGACACUGGGUUAAAGGGUGUCAUAUAAAAAAAAAGCAACACGUGGGAUGUAAAGACUGCAAGCAGGAAACAUGUGACGUGUGGGUGAAGACAUGCUAAUGGCGUGGUUGAUAAAAAGGCACUGAAAUACACUUCACCAUCUAACUUGUGACAUUUAAACGAGCUAAAAAUCCAUUGACAGCAACAUUACAUUGAAUUUGGGCUCCAAAUAACCAUACCUACCUGCUCUGCUACCAGCUGUGCUAUCUCCUCGUAGGUCUUCCCCGCCGCCGUCAUGGCAUCAGUCAGGGUUGACUCGCCUACAGCAAUGACGGAUCAAUAUGUUUAUUCUUUAUAAAGCACCACAACGCAACACAAUCAUAAUUGAGAUGUCACAGCGUACUUGCACCAUUAUAUCCUGUUCAAGUUGAACUUUCAAAAUAAUCAUACAGUCCAUCCCCAAAGUAUUCACUGCACUUCACUUUUGCCACAUUUUGUUACGUUACCGCAGGGGUGUCCAAACUUUUUCCAGCGAGGGCCGCAUAUUUUGUAAAGCAACACAUGUAAAUAUGCUAAGACGUUAAAUGUAUUUCAAGCAAAAACUGCAUCUCAGUUUUGUGAUCCAUCCAUUCAUUUUCUAUACCGCUUCUCCUUAUUAGGGUCGCGGGGGCAUGCUGGAGCCUAUCCCAGCUGACUUCAGGCGACAGGCAGGGUACACCCUGGACUGGUCGACAGCCAAUGGCAGGGCACAUAUAGACAAACAACCAUUCACACUCACAUUCAUACCUAUGGACCAUUUAGAGUCACCAAUUUACCUAACAUGCAUGUUUUUGGAAUGUAGGAGGAAACCGGAGUACCCGGAGAAAACCCACGCAUGCACGGGGAGAACAUGCAAACGGGUGCUUUUUACUUUUUUUUGUAAUAUUUGAAGAGAAUUAAAUUAAUUCAUUGAAUUUCGAGGGCACAGCAUGACAUCAGUAUUGCCGUAGUACACAAAGUACCUUGAUAUCCACUGCUGGUGAACACUGAGGAGAGGUUCUGGAAGGCUUUACCAAUGCGCUGAUAUUCCUUUGGCAGAGCUGAAUGAACAGACGUUAUGUCUUAUGCUGAGAAAAUAUGCAAUAUGUGUGUCAAAUAGAAACAAAGGUAAAUGUUAAAAAUAGUGUACAUACGUCCUGUGCAUCGCUUCCAGUGCUCGUGUCCAACUGUGAGGAUUUCCUUCACUCCGUCGUCCAUUGCUUUGGUAAACCUGCUGAACUGCUCGCAUUUCUGCUCUCUGUCGGUACAAAAAAGUGUUUCCGAGGGCUGUUUAAGUCACCUUAUUAGUAGGCUUGUCACAAUACAUUUUGGUGGUCUAUGAUUGUGCUACAAAUUAUCACCGAUAAUCGAUAAUAUCGACCAUUUAUUGAAAAACAUUUUUUCCAUUAAUAAUUGUCAUGAGCUGUAAUUCACAUUUGAACCACUAGCUGGUACUCAAGUAUAGUGUACCUUGUGUGAGCUUCAGUCACGUUAGCUUGACACAAAAGUCUGAGCCCAUUUUGACAUUAAUUAUAUGGCAUAAAAUGCCUGUCACGAUAACAAAAUUGAACUGUAUGUAUUUUUUACCUAAGAUGAGGCCACCGUGAACGUGUGGCGUCUCUGCUUAGUGCGCAAGCCCUGCCUACCGUCUUUGAGUGCAUACUCGGUUGGAUCGUGGCGCCUGCAAGUUUUUGUCAGUAUGUUGCCGCAACAUUUAUUAUACUAGGCCAGUCAUGAUAACAAAUUUUGCUUGUAGAUAAUUGUCCUGCAAACCACUGUCUAAUCGAUGUUAUUGACCGUUUUUUUCAAGAUUUAUAUGGCAUAAUAAUACAAGUUGCCUUGUUGAGGUUUCCCUUUAACUCACACUUCUACAGGAUCCAAGUCUGCAGCUUCUGGCUCUAUAGUAGUAAAGAUCAUCACUCCCACCGUUUCAUCCUUUUCUGCUUUUCUCUUCCCCAUUUUCCAGUCCUGCGCCAUGUAGAUAUACUGUAAGCAUCUUUGCACUUCAGAGAGAGAGAGAGAAAGAGAGAGCGAGAGAGAGAGACACUACUGGGGAGGCACCAUACCUUCUCAUCCUUAUACGUGAGGAAAAGCUGGAAUACUUCGCUGCUAGAAACCACCGGGUGCCUGCACAUCCUGCUCAUCCAGCCCUGCAACCGCUCCAUUCGCAUCUUAAUGAACUCCUCCUCAAAGCGCCCUGGAACAGAUAAAGGAUAUUUUGGGGUGCUCGUCUUCGUCGGACUGUAAAAUUGUUGUUGAGACGUGCCAGACACUCACCUGUCACCUGCUUGUCUGGUAAGGAGGGGAUGGGGAUGGCGGAGCCAAAUUUGUCCAGCAGCCUCUCAUAUAGCCAAUCAAAGUGCUUGUAUCUGUGAUUGACAGGGCGGUUUGUGGUCUGUAACCACAUCCCAGUGCAUUAGAUGACAGCUGGUGCAACAGAACAGAACCAACGUAAUGACGGAGCUGCUUACAUUGGGCGUGAUUUGAUACUCGAUGUAGCUCUUGAGGCCGUACAUCUUUGAGCCUUUCUUUGGAUCAGCGACCACACAGUCCAGCUGCGAUUCUGGAUAAAGCCACACUGGACCCACUUCUCCCAUCUGGGGAAUAAAACAAAAGCUGCUAGUGUGGAGGGUCCUGCAUGUGAUCCAAUACAAGAGGGGUAUACAAAGUGUAUGAGGAUAAUAAUAAUGCUGAUACCAAUAUUGAUCGGAUAUCAACACGACUCAUGUAUACUUAAUAAUUAUUUAUUUUGUAGUGUGGAAUGUUGGAAAAGCACGAAUCAUACAUACUUUUAUUCAUUAUUUUGCAGUAGCUUUGAGAAUAACCCACACAUUGACUUCUUUAUGCAUGUUGGACAUAGAUUUAUCCACAACGUGGUGGCAGCUAGGCAUAACAUAGCGAGGUUUGAGGUGCUCAAUGAAGUGUUUAAACCCGACAUUACUCACCACCGACAGGGUGUGUCACUCUUUUCUGUUAUAGCUAAUGACUUUUUGCCGUCCCGUGGGAGUUUCCCGUGUGAUGCGGCUUCAUGUGCGCGAUGAGGUUGGUUGUAUUAAAAUUCCCAAGUUCUAUGCCUCCACGGAAAACAUGCGCAUGCUUGUGCGCACUAUUUGUUGUAAUUACAUGGGCUCUAUCUGGUUGCUGCUGGAUAGAUGUGCUAGGGUGGGGUCCGGAAUCGACUGCUUGUAUCGGAGUGCCAAUAUUGGAGAUUUGAGAUUCAAGCAGAUAUCAUUUGAUAUUGUCUGAUAUCCAACAUCAAUAGGACAUUAGCAGGACAUCCCUCGAUACUGUACAGCUUUUGUAUUCUAGCUUAAGUGUCAGGAAUGUGUACAGUAAAUACCAGAAAUGCAUUCUCCAGCAUUCCCUGCAGACUCCAGCCAAUUUCUAACUGAUCCUUAUACUUUCAGGAAGGAAGGACCUCCAUACCAGAAUAUCUAUGAUAGCUAAAACCCAAAAAAACUUGAGUUCCUGCAAGUCAAAUAACUUACGUAAAUCGGUAGCUUGUCUUUGCCCUUUGCAAUCUGCUUGCAUAGUAGGUACAGCUCAGGACCAGACUUGGAGAACCCCGGAAACCUGAAAGUGGGGGCAAAUGGUCAGAAGGCCUCGACUGCACGUUACACUAGACAGGCACGGCCGUAGACGACCACCACCAACCCUUACUUGAGUUUCAUCGAUGGGUGAGCUCCGCCUCGCUGCAUGGCUCCGCCAUCUCCAGAUUCAGACUCGCCGUAACCCCCGGUGGACUUCAUGUCGUCCCACUCGUCGUCCCACUCGUCGUCCUCGGCCCCUGAUGACCCUGGUAAGCCUGAGGGUGACCCUGAGGUGCCGGGCCUCCCCAGGAGUCACCAGCGGCCGUCUUGCCAGUCUGGGUGCCUUCUGGAUUGGACGCCCAGUUGUUGGAGGCGCCCCCCGAGGGGUCUGUGUUCCACGCCGACCAGGGAUCAUUGCCGUUGCUAGCCUGGAGACACCGAAAAAAAGGAGCAAAGGCGUCAAAGAAGGACAGGUCUGCAGUCGCAACGUUUCCGACGCUGGGAGUCGGUGCUGCGGUUGGCGCUCCGGGGAAUGACGACUUGUUGAGCUGCAGAUAGUUGUGGAACAAAGUGGAGGAAACAAAGAAAACCAGAUAUUCCAAGUGCCGUCCGUCCAAUACACAGCUAGAUAGCUAGAUAUCUACUGGAGAAAAACAGCAUAAAGUGAACGCUCACACUGUGUUGCAUGGGGAAAGGAAGACUACCAGGCAUUUUUGUUGCACACUUUUGUUUGCGGCCCUUCACAGGACUGCUCGGUUUGAGACAGUAAAGUGCAAUUCAUUGUGAUAGGCGCUUCACAAUAACAGCACUGCGUCCAUUAAAUUAAUGAAGACGAGUCAUGCAACAGUUGACCCUACGUGUACAGCUGCUGCACACAGUGUCAUGUGACAGAAGGCAGAUGGAGGCGGACAACUCACCUGAUUGGUGAUAGUGAUGGUUUCGCCUUCUUUCACUGUCAGCUCAUUGUUUCCAGGCUCCGCAGUGAAGUCAUAUAAAACCUGUGCCUGAUCACAAAUAAGGACAAGAAUGUUUGUUUUUUUCGUGUGUAUGCAUCACAUCAGUAACAUAUAUCAACAUACACACACACACGUAGGACAGAAUCAGUAGUCCAAAAGUGCAUUAUAAAACAGGCCAAACUAGUUUCCCUUUGCUCCUUUUCUGAUGACUCUUCUUAAACUAGACACCAGUGUCAACCCAAAACAAGCUAGAAGUUUCUCAAGUUAACCUGCCCUUCAUGUCGAGUCUCAGGGGUGCACACACAGAUGCAAAAAUGACUAGAAAUAUGAAUGAAUUAUGAAUAUAGAAUGUUUUCUAAACAGGUGCAUGUCCAUAAACCUAAAAAAAAAUCAUGUCGGAAUAUAACAAACUAAACAUAUUUUCAACAAGGCGACAAAAUAAACCUGCAUUUCAUGCUUUGUCAGCCACGACAUGAUGCAUUUGACUGUUCAUAUUUACUUUCCAGUUAAUUUGAAAA
Molecule: messenger RNA, 13134 nt
Organism: Dunckerocampus dactyliophorus (ringed pipefish)
Lineage: Eukaryota; Metazoa; Chordata; Actinopteri; Syngnathiformes; Syngnathidae
Product: DBH-like monooxygenase protein 2 homolog
Exons: 14
Coding region: 216-1511 (431 amino acids)
Biological process (GO): norepinephrine biosynthetic process; octopamine biosynthetic process; dopamine catabolic process
Cellular component (GO): secretory granule membrane
Molecular function (GO): dopamine beta-monooxygenase activity; copper ion binding
Source: RefSeq, a predicted model, not a curated record